Eriocheir sinensis (Chinese mitten crab) is the source of this 952-nucleotide messenger RNA. It is a transcript of the gene boca, whose product is annotated as LDLR chaperone boca-like. The record is from RefSeq and is a predicted model, not a curated record. The transcript has 4 exons. Bases 119 to 745 code for a protein of 208 amino acids. Gene Ontology annotation, biological process: protein folding. Lineage: Eukaryota; Metazoa; Arthropoda; Malacostraca; Decapoda; Varunidae.
AAGCGAGUCUCUGGGCACACGUCAAGGGCGGGUUUGAUGGGGAAAUAUUGUCCGGGGAAGGUGUUGAGGUGGGGGCGUGCGAGGGGCGGCGGCCAGCUGAGCGAGGUAAACAAACGUCAUGGCAGGCCGGCGGGCGCUCCUCCAUCUGCUCCUCCUCCUCUCCCUUGCCGCCUUAUCUGCCCCAAAGAAGAGUGAAGGCGAGGAGAAGCCAGCCUGGGCCAAGAAGGACAUUAGGGACUACAGCGAUGCGGACCUGGAGCGGCUGUUGGAGCAGUGGGAGGAAGAUGAGGAACCCCUGCCUGAGGAUGAGUUACCAGAACACCUACGGCCUCAGCCACAGGUGCAAUUUGAUCCUUCCAACAUUGGGGAUCCUGAGCAGCUCCUCAAGAUGAGCAAGAAGGGCCGCACGCUGAUGAUGUUUGUGCAGGUGAAGGAUGAGCUUAGCCCCAGUGAGGCCGAGGAGGUCACUAAGUUAUGGCAGAGCUCUCUUUAUAACAACCACAUCCAGGCUGAGAGAUACAUGGUGGAUGAGAGGAGAGCAAUAUUUAUGUUUAAGGAUGGAGCACAUGCUUGGGAUGCCAAAGACUUCCUGGUGACACAGAAGGACCUGAAGGAGUGCUCAGUAGAGAACAAGGUUUACCAUGGCCACUAUACACCUGAGGGCAAGAAGGAGAGAGAAGAGGCUUAUGCAAAGAAACUUGCCAAGAAGAAAGCAGAUAAGAAGAAAAAGAAGACUGAACUUUAAUUGUUGCUUGGUGUAGAAAUCAUUUCUUCAAAUUUGGUAUUUUUUACCAAUUCCAAAUACUGUUGUGCCCUCUAUUGAACUUGGUAUUUGAUUUUUUCACAUACAGGUAAUUUAUCUAUUUUAUGACCAGACAAGUAUUUCUGUAUGUGUGCAUUUGUGGCAGAUUUGACAGUUUAUAUACCUUUCCUAAUAAAUCUUUUGUACAAC